Molecule: messenger RNA, 297 nt
Organism: Racocetra persica
Lineage: Eukaryota; Fungi; Glomeromycota; Glomeromycetes; Diversisporales; Gigasporaceae
Source: the annotation of a GenBank genome assembly
AAAAUAUUCAAUAUGAUAAUAUAAAUAAUAUAUAUUUCGUUCCUAGUACAACAAUUAAUAAUAAAUAUUAUAUCGUUGAUUCAUCUAUUGGAAUAUGCACUUGUUCUAUGGCACUUGGUGGAUCACCUUGUAAACAUCAAACGGUAGUUGCUAUUAAAUAUCAUUCAGGUUCUUUUAAUUAUAUUGCGGCUCUUACUCUUGAAGAUUGUAAGACUUAUAGAUAUAUCGCAUGCGGAAUAAUUGCAGAAGAUCCAAUAUUUUAUGCAUCCUUGCGUGCACCAAUUGUAUCAGGAUUCG